Molecule: messenger RNA, 768 nt
Organism: Entamoeba dispar SAW760
Lineage: Eukaryota; Evosea; Mastigamoebida; Endamoebidae
Exons: 1
Coding region: 1-768 (255 amino acids)
Source: RefSeq, a predicted model, not a curated record
AUGAAAAGUCCAAUCACAGAAGUUAAAGAAAGUGCAGCACGAGAAGUGAUUAAAAUGAAAUAUGGAGAACGAGGAAUGAAAGAAGCUAUAUUUAAUGUUUUAACAUCAAAAGAUUACAAUAAAGAAGAUGAAGAAAUGUGUAAUGAAGGAAUUAAAGAAUGUGUUAAAGAAAGAAGUGGAAAAGAAAUAGAUAAAAUAGUUAAAGCAGCAUUCACAGUUAAUAAUAAGAAAAUAUUACGGAGAUUAAAUGAAAAUGAAACAGCACGUGAUGCGUUAAUGACAAUGGUUAUUAUCCAAAAAGGAGAUGUAUGGAAUGAGAUAGAAAGAUGGAUACGAAAAGGAUUAGAACGAGAAAGUAUUGAGAAAACAGUUAAAAAAUUCACAAAAAAAAUGUAUGAAAUGGAUAUAAAGAAAACAAUGAAUAUUGGAGUUAAAUAUUUUGCAAGUUGUGGAUUAUAUUGUUUAGUUCAACCAAACACACCAUAUGAAAUCAUUUAUGAGUAUGGAAGAAUAAUGAUGAAUGAAGCAAAUCCAAUCAUUCAAAGAAAUAUGAGAUGUAUUGUUAUGAAAGUGAUUGAGAGUUGUUAUGAAAUGAAGAAAGACACCACAGAAAUACGACAAAUCAUCGAUAGAAAAACAUGUGAUAUGGAUAAAGUUAUUGAACUGGCAUUGAAAUAUAAAGAUGAAAGAACAAUAUUGAUGAUUAGAAGAAAGGAGAAAUUAAAGAAUGUUUUAGAAAUCUUCAAAGCAGAAGUAUCACAUGUUUAA